Messenger RNA from Cyprinus carpio (common carp), 1344 nucleotides. RefSeq lists its product as uncharacterized. NCBI's taxonomy places the organism in Eukaryota, Metazoa, Chordata, Actinopteri, Cypriniformes, Cyprinidae. The coding region runs from base 46 to 1344 and encodes 432 amino acids. The record is from RefSeq and is a predicted model, not a curated record. Gene Ontology annotation, molecular function: nucleic acid binding. The transcript is spliced from 3 exons.
GCAAGUUCAGAGUGCACAGUUUGCUGAAGAUUCCAAACAAACACAAUGGAUGAAGGCAGAGUCAGGGGAAGAGGAAUUCGAGUCAGAGGAGGGAGAAGAGCUGGCCAUGGAAGAAGAGGAGCAGGCCAACGAGGAAGAGGAGUUCAAAUCAGUGGAGGAAGAGGAGCAGGCCAACGAGGAAGAGGAGUUCAAAUCAGUGGAGGAAGAGGAGCAGGCCAACGAGGAAGAGGAGAAGGUCCAGGAGGGAGAGCAAGACAACCUCGCACCAUCAUUGACCAUGUCAUUGUCCAUGGCAUGACAAUGGCUGAAGCAGGACUACGAGUCCGUCCAAACCUGAGUAGGUUCACCGUGGCCACCAUUAUCAGGGCAUUCAGACAACACAACAGAGUUGAAAGAAUGCCACAUAGAGGUGGGAGGGUUGCCAUAUUUACAGCGGCACAAGAAACCCUCAUUGUGGAUAUGGUCCGUGAGAACAACCUCAUCAGACUCCGGGAGAUCAGAGACAAAGUCAUUGCCGAUAAUGUCAACUUUGAGAGCAUUGAUGUCAGCUUGGCCACAAUAGACCGUGUUCUCCGGAGCCAAAAGAUGCGGAUGAAACAGGUCUAUAGGGUUCCCUUUGAGCGCAACUCUGUGCGACACAAAGACCUACGUUACGAGUAUGUGCAUAGGAUAUUACAGUUGGACGUGAUGGCCAGACCUCAUGAGUACCUCUUCCUGGAUGAGGCUGGCUUCAACCUGCAGAAACGAAGGCAAAGAGGCCGUAACAUCAUUGGCCAAAGAGCCAUCACUGAGGUUCCUGGCCAGGGGGGGGGGGGGGGUAAUAUUACUCUUUGUGCAGCCAUUGGUUUGGAGGGGCUUGUCCACCGGCAUGCUGUCCUUGGGUCUUACAACACCCAACGUCUCCUCACCUUCCUAGAGGAGCUAAAAGACAUCCUCCUGGACCGCCAACAACACAAUCCUGGGCCCGCACAUCACAUUUGUGUGAUCAUUUGGGACAAUGUACGCUUCCACAAAACAAAACAAACCAAAUCAAAGUGGUUCACCACCAACAGUAACCACUUUUUAAAUGUUUGUCUGCCACCCUACUCCCCUUUCCUGAACCCUAUAGAGGAGUUCUUCUCAUCGUGGAGAUGGAAGGUUUAUGACAGACAACCAUACACUAGAGAGAACCUCCUAAGGGCAAUGGAGCUGGCCUGUGUUGACAUCCCAGUGGAGGCCUUUCAAGGAUGGAUUUGCCAUUCCAGGGUGUUUUUCCUGCAGUGCCUGGCAAGAGACAAUAUAGCCUGCGACGUGGAUGAGGUGAUGUGGCCCGAUGCAGCUCAGCGACAUGAUGCUGCACAGUGA